Molecule: messenger RNA, 3276 nt
Organism: Pimephales promelas (fathead minnow)
Lineage: Eukaryota; Metazoa; Chordata; Actinopteri; Cypriniformes; Leuciscidae
Gene: adra2c
Product: adrenoceptor alpha 2C
Biological process (GO): G protein-coupled receptor signaling pathway; regulation of vasoconstriction; platelet activation
Cellular component (GO): plasma membrane
Molecular function (GO): alpha2-adrenergic receptor activity; epinephrine binding
Source: RefSeq, a predicted model, not a curated record
AUGGUCUGAUAUGUCCAGGGUAACAUACAAAAUGAAGCUAAACGGUGUUCGGGUAGUUCAGCAGUAGAUUCUCCUCUCCGUCUGACUCUCUCCAGGGGCGGGGCGGCUCUCCAUCAGUUUAAUGUUGUCAGCACGUGGAUAGUUGAGUCCCGGGCGCGCAGAGCAGAGCGCGCGGUGUUUCGCUCGGGUGGAGAGAGUGCGAGGAUGCUGAGAGAGACGCCAGUGAGAGGACGAACAGGUCGCACGGAUGUAAGAGACGGUGAUGGUGCCUUCAAACUUACCACGGGAUGGGUCUCUUUUUCAAAGCCGCAACCAAAUGAGCCGUAAGAGGAAUUGUCUGGAAAAGAAAAUGACGCGAACGGGAUUAAAAUAAGAAUACAAGGUAAGAAAAAAAAAAAAAACCCGGAGAAAAACCUGCAACUAACUUACGAACAGAAUAUUCGCGAAGACGCGCGUGGACGAUUGACUGGACAGCGGAGCUUUUUCUGAUUCAAUAUGCAUAACUUAAGCUUUACGAGCGAAGUGGACACUUCCUCUAGGAAUUCUACAAGUCGCUAUUCUCCGGCCACCAUUAUAGGGCUCGCGGGGCUGGUGAGCUUCCUCAUCUUGUUUACAAUUGUGGGGAAUGUGCUGGUCGUUAUCGCUGUUUUAACGAGCAGAGCGCUCAAGCCUCCACAAAACCUUUUUCUUGUGUCUCUAGCCAGUGCGGACAUUCUGGUGGCCACACUGAUAAUCCCCUUCUCUCUGGCCAAUGAAUUAAUGGGCUACUGGUUUUUUGGUAAAGUUUGGUGUGAUAUCUAUCUAGCACUUGAUGUGCUUUUCUGCACAUCUUCUAUUGUUCACCUGUGUGCCAUAAGUCUGGACAGGUACUGGUCUGUAACACAGGCGGUCGAGUACAACUUAAAGCGGACGCCUCGCAGGGUAAAGGGCAUGAUUGUGGUGGUAUGGUUGAUCUCGGCUGUAAUCUCCUUCCCGCCACUCAUCUCCAUGGACCGGAAUAAAGAUGUUGACAAGAACGAACCGCAAUGCCAGCUGAAUGACCACACGUGGUACAUCUUGUACUCCAGCAUCGGGUCAUUCUUUGCCCCGUGUGUCAUCAUGAUCCUUGUUUACAUCCGAAUCUACCAGGUGGCUAAGACGAGAACCCGAAAUAUGUCGGAAAAGCGUCGCGACCCGGACGGCGCGUCAGGAACACCGCGGCUGGAGAACGGCUUGAGCCGUGAGGAUUCCAGGCGAGAAAAUGGGCACUGUCCCUCGCCGCCAAUGGGGGAACGCAAAGCAGGCGAGGAUGACCCUGAUGCCGAUCUGGACGACAGCAGCUCAUCUGAUGAGAAGGCCAAACGGGUGCAAAACGAGACGGGGCCCUCACGAAAAGACCGCCGAUCCAGCCGCAAGAACAGCUCCAGCUCCAAGCACUCCAGCCGAAAGUCCAGAGCCAGCAGCAAAUCCCUGGACCUGUUUUCCUCCCGCAGAAAAAGGAGAAACACCAUUUCGAGAAAAAAAAUUUCCCAGGCACGGGAGAAGCGGUUCACCUUCGUGCUGGCCGUGGUCAUGGGAGUGUUCGUGGUCUGCUGGUUUCCGUUCUUCUUCAGCUACAGCCUGUAUGGGAUCUGCAGGGAGCCCUGCGCCAUCCCAGACACCCUUUUCAAGUUCUUCUUCUGGAUCGGUUACUGCAACAGCUCCCUCAACCCCGUCAUCUACACAAUUUUCAACCAGGACUUCCGGCGAGCUUUUCAGAAGAUCCUGUGCAAACCCUGGAAAAGAUCUUUUUAGAGAACAUUGGCAGCUAGUUUGCAGCAUCCAGUGCCAUUUACAGGUGGUUGACAAGAAAGACGUUUUUCAAAAAUACCACUCUCUUUGCAUUGACAAUCUGUACACAACAAUGACCUUGAUGUGUUUUGCUACUCCGUUGUGUAAUGCUCUCCUUGCAUCUGUGAGGACAACAGAGGCUGGUCUCAUAGGUGGCACUAAAAAGCUAAAGAUGCUUGGGGAAAAAAAAGCCUCCUGAAUUGGGCAGCACUGUACUGCAUUAGAGGAAACAGGCUUAUCUUUAUUAUGGCUGCAGGCACUUUGAAGUUAUCAAGAGAUAUUUUUUAUGAUGAGUAUGCACAUAUGGCUUGUGUCUUUGUGACUAGAGAGCUAUGUAACAUGAAAGGCAGUCUCCUUUUAUACGGUGACAAAAAAGACAAGACGAGAAGUACAUUUCUAGAAAGUAUGCAGUUUCUUUCCAGCUGAGAGUGACAAAAUGGACACAGUUGGUUAGGGAGUAGAAGGUUGUCAUCGGAUGACAGAUGGAAAGAGAGAGUUGCCCUGAUGUGGUUGAGUAUUGCGAGGUUCGUCAAGUACUGACUCUAACGAAGCUCUAUUACAGACUCUCCUUAACUGUUCUUCAGUGAAACAAACCAUUGCAUUUCUGCUCUUUAACAUGCCAUAAAAAAGUAUACAAAAUAGCCAUUUACUGGACUACACUUUUCAAUGAUGAUAAUAACACUUAUUUAUCGACAGGAUUUAUUUAUCAGAUUAUAAAUUAUUUAAGCUUUGUGGCUAUGCUUGUACAGUGUCUCCCAUUUGUUCAAAAUAUCAUAGUGAUAUAAUGCAAAGAAUGAUAUAUGAGGCUGUUGUAAAUUUAUAAAAGCAAAACAGCCUCUUUUUUGUGGUUGUUUUUGUAUAUUAUGAAACAUCUGUCUUUAUGGAUGUUGGGCUUCUCUCCUUUUCUAUUCCAUAUACUUGUGAAUGAUAUCUUCAAAAUGACUGACAGGUCAUUACAGCACAGCUGAUGAUCAAACAAAAGUGAUCAAAUAAAUGGAUUGUAAUUCUCUUUUUACUGUGAACAGAGCAGAAGCUUUAUAAUUCACUCUUCAUGUCUCUAAAGUGGGCUUAUCAUAAUUUGAAAUGGCUGUGAUUAAACAUUGUGUGAGGUUUUGCCAUUUUGCUGGUACAAUAUUCCAUUCAGCUCAGAACGGAAAAAAUAAAUAAAAUUAGAAUCUGAACUAAUUGAAUAAUUGUCCUAGAUUGUUUGCAACAGUUGAAAUGAUGUUCAUAUGUCUGCUUCAACGUGACUCUGAUGCCUAUGCAGUGUUGCACAUUAUUGUUCGGUCAACUUUGUGGUACGACACUGUUACUAAUUUUGAAGAAACAUAAACUAUGCAACAGUUAGUGGUAGAGGAAAAUAUUUAAACCCAAAAUCUCCUUUUCAGAAGGAAUAAUACAUUCUCAUUGUACAUCAUCUAAUUAAAUCAUUGUCACACUUAUGCAUUUUAAACAAUGCUGGGUUGU